UACUUGCUUGGCUGCAUAAAUCAUAAUCAAGAUGAAGACGUGAUCAUAGCGCAUUCGGCAUCGUUCGAGGCAUCGGUAUACCAUUAAGUUCUGACGCGCACGAUAGAACCGUGGACUCCGGGCACGGCUACAGAGGUGGUAGACUGCUAGGCGGAGGCUGGAGGCGAAAACAGACAUAUUUUAAUGUUAUUAAUCAAACUGAUCACAAUGAAGCGCAGAAGGAUUGUGGUUGCGGCAGGCUUCUGUCUUGCCUUCUUCCUUGGUACACUGAUGAAUUUGCUGUAUAUACCAGGGUUUGAGCACCAUCAGAACCACGACCAUAGAGUACAUCGGUACUACCACGAAAAACAGCAGCGGAUUACAGGCGAUUCACAGCUUCAAGUCGGCGAGUCAGUCACUGAAGCUGUGGCCGAGUCCAAUAGUAAACCUGCCGUAGGAAGCAGGCAUCAUCAGGACCUUCUGCUGCAGAUACGAGAAAGAUUCGAUGAGGUUGUGCGGUACCGUCAGCGCCAAGCACAUGGGUCUGGCACCGGAGACCCAGUCCGCCAGCUGGAGAGACGGAGGCUCAUGGAUUCAGAGCCAGGGGACAAUUGGGACCCUGUCAAAGUAAUUGAGCGAACCGAUAACCGACAGACGCGUUUUCAAAAUCGACCUUCACCUUCCAUAUACAUGCACACAGCAUCACGGAAAGAUUUCACUAUGACUUUGAGCAGCGUUAACGGUACUCGGAUGCUUGGCUGCAGCAGCAUAGACAACGUGACCAAUGUUCAGUACCUCGGCUCAGGCUACACAAAGGCUGUCUACAAGGCGUCUCUCAACAACAGCUUGUCCGUGGCUCUGAAAUCGGUGGAUUUCGGGGGACACGAUAUGGAAAAUUGCGUAAAGAAAUAUGGUUCACCUGGAGACUGCUACAGACUGGCGUCAUUCAAAAUAGUGAAAGAAAUGACGCUGAUGGAAAGGCUACAGCACCCCAACAUUCUAAAGUUGUACGGCUACUGCUACCAAGACAGCAAUGACAUCCAGGACACAGUGACAGCCAUCACAGAGCUGGGAAGUCCUCUGGAGAUGAUCCAACUACUGCAGACCUCCUGGGAGGAACGCUUCAGGAUUUGUCUGAGUCUAGUGCGUCUGCUCCACUACCUGGCCCACUCCCCUUUGGGCUCUGUCACCCUGCUGGACUUCAGGCCUCGCCAGUUUGUCCUGGUGGCGGGGGAGCUCAAAGUCACAGACCUGGAUGACGCCAGCACAGAGGAGGCCCCCUGCUCCCCCUCCGACUGCGUCAUGGAGUUUCCCGCCCGCAACUUCACCCUCCCCUGCAGCAGAGGGCGCUGCUUGGGCAUCAACGAGAAGCGCAACCUCUACAACGCCUACAGGUUCUUCUUUACAUACUUGCUGCCUCACAGUGCCCCACCCACUCUAAGACCCCUACUGGACAAGAUAGUCAACUCCACAGGAGAGCUGAUAUGGGGGAUAGAUGAGACGCUGCUUCAGUUGGAGAAAGUGUUGCACCUGUACAGAAAUGGAUUUUACCUGCAGAACAGCACACAGACACACAUAAGAGACUAUAAGCAUGUGGUGGAUGCCUCUAUUCAUGAGGAGAACUACCGCUGCUGGCCAUCCUAUCAGCACGAUGGAUGUCUGCUAUCAGUCUUCAGCAUCACAGAGGCUAUUGGUGUGUGUGAGAGCCACGCCCAGUGCCAAGCAUUUGUACUGACCAAUCAGACCACCUGGACAGGUCACCAGCUUGUAUUCUUCAAGACGGGCACUGCCAGUCUGAGCUCUGCCAAGGGACGGGUCACCUACGUCAGAGUGGGCAGCUGAAUCAAUGGAGGGGGAGGAGACUUAACUGCCAAACCUCGCUCUGAUUGGCUAACCUGCUCAUGGGGCUUGCCCUCACGGCUUAGUGAGUCACCCCAUUGGAUGGGUCGGACAGAGGGAGUUGAAGAUGGAUCCUAGACAACGCCCUCCACGGGGCAUAGAGAAGCCCACACCAGCUCACGCUGAAGUGCAAUAAUAUCACUUGGAGAACAAUUUUACAAUAUUGCUCUUCAUAUGUGUUCUCCGAAGGAAAAUGCUGGGUUGUGCAAGGCUAUAGCUCAGGGUAUAGUGGGGUUACCUUCCUAGCUAAGAAGGGUGACAGUGAACGCCUGAGAUUUCCCUCCUGUGCCCCCGAAACAAAAGUAUGUGGACACCUGCUCAUCAAAAUCAUGGGUAUUAAUAUGGAGUUGGUCCCCCUUUGCUG
Salvelinus namaycush (lake trout) is the source of this 2242-nucleotide messenger RNA. Its product is annotated as extracellular tyrosine-protein kinase PKDCC-like. Lineage: Eukaryota; Metazoa; Chordata; Actinopteri; Salmoniformes; Salmonidae. The record is from RefSeq and is a predicted model, not a curated record. The transcript is spliced from 7 exons. The coding region runs from base 184 to 1821 and encodes 545 amino acids. Gene Ontology annotation, biological process: protein phosphorylation. Gene Ontology annotation, molecular function: ATP binding; non-membrane spanning protein tyrosine kinase activity.